AUGAACUGGCUCUCGAUUCUUCGCGCCUCACUCUACUACCUCUUCGUACCUUUCACAACCCUCUUCUGGUCAAUAGUGGCCUGUCUCGCGCCAGUUCUACACCUUGUAAAUUACGUACUGUCGGCCUGCUUACUCCCAGUGAAGUUUCUCGCAAAGUUCGAAACCCUCUACAUCUACCUCGGUGUUGCUGCGCUUGUUGGUCUUGUCACUGGCUCCGUCCUCUACGCAUUGUCGAGCGUGCUGGUGUCCAUGUUCAGCUUGAAACCGGUUGCAGAGGAGAGGGGCCGUUCCGCAGCCUCAGUCCGAGCUGCCCGGGAGCAGAAAAAGUUGCACAAGCUGGAGAAUGCCUGGCAGAGUUCGACCUUUAAGAGCGAGGAUCUCAAUGCCCGGAGUGAACCAUCCCUGGAAAAGUAUGCGGAGUGGCUGGAAAAGACCGACCAGGGUUUGCUGGGCCAGACUAUCUUGGAGGAGGACGAUUCAGAUGGUUUUUGA
Messenger RNA from Drepanopeziza brunnea f. sp. 'multigermtubi' MB_m1, 492 nucleotides. RefSeq lists its product as uncharacterized. The record is from RefSeq and is a predicted model, not a curated record. NCBI's taxonomy places the organism in Eukaryota, Fungi, Ascomycota, Leotiomycetes, Helotiales, Drepanopezizaceae.